AUGAGCAUCGCACAAACAUUCCAGCUCGCCCGCAAAGCACGAGGAAAGCUCUCUUCUGAGGCCUCCCGAGGAGACCACAACCUCAGACUCCUAGUCGGACAUGCAAACCUACUAGACUCCCUCAUGAUCCACCUUUCGGAAGCCGAAGCAGAGCAGGAACGGUGGUACCAGAACACCGUCCGAGGAAACGAGUACGACACCGAGGAGUACGGUUCCCUGGCCGCCGACUACGAGUCCGACACAGAAUCAGAGUCCGACGAGGACGAGGAGUACGAGGAGGACUCCGAUGAGGAGGAGGAGGACGAGUUCGAGGAGGUCUACUACGAGCAGACGCGACGAACAGCCUACCCAGCGAAGCCGCAGCCGCAACGCGCAGCAGUGAUCGAAGUGCAAGAGGUCGAGGCCGAUUUCGAUGACGACGAGUACGAGAACGAGGAGGAGGAUGGCAUGUUCACAUUGACGCGAACAACAUCGCACCGACCACCUUCGCUAUGCUCGGACGCUUCCGACGACGACGAGGAAGACGACCAUGCGCCUCCGUCACCACCACAACCCGUCGAACACCACUACCCAAUGUCCGAGAAGGAGCUGCGAACAAUCUCCUACUUCAGCUCGACAUUACACGACGACCACGACAGCACAGAGGUGUUGUUUGAGGAUCGGCUAUUACCAACGAUGAUAUCCACCUUCUAG
Tricharina praecox is the source of this 693-nucleotide messenger RNA. RefSeq lists its product as uncharacterized. The record is from RefSeq and is a predicted model, not a curated record. The transcript has 2 exons. NCBI's taxonomy places the organism in Eukaryota, Fungi, Ascomycota, Pezizomycetes, Pezizales, Pyronemataceae. Bases 1 to 693 code for a protein of 230 amino acids.